AUGCAGAAAGAAGACAUGGCACCAAAUGACAUGACUUUUGUUGGUAUGCUUAUUGCUUUCUGUCAUGCUGGAAUGAUAAAGGAGGGUCAAGAACUAUUGUCUUCCAUGGAAGGUGGAAGAUUGGAGAAGGCUUUGGAUCUCAUAAGGAAUAUGCCUGUGGAGCCAAAUGCUUACAUAUGGGGUGCAUUGCUUGGUGGUUGCAAGAUUCAUGGGAAUGCACAGGUGGCGGAGGCAGUGGGAAAGUACCUCCUACGUUUAGAACCACAACAUGGUGGACGAUACAUACUUCUUCCAAACAUAUAUGCUGAAGCAAAAAACUGGGAUGAUGCAAGAAUGAUGAAGGAUCUUAUGGAAGCCAAAGGUGCGGCCAAAGUGGCAGGACUAAGCGUGAUAGAGUCGAAGGAUAGUAGAGAUUGUAAGGAAUAUAUAUCAUAA
This is a messenger RNA of Lactuca virosa, 435 nucleotides long. The record is from the annotation of a GenBank genome assembly. NCBI's taxonomy places the organism in Eukaryota, Viridiplantae, Streptophyta, Magnoliopsida, Asterales, Asteraceae.